CAUGAUAUCUACCAUCACUUCCCAGUGUGUGAUCUGGCCUCUCCCUGCUCUCUGCUUGUCAUUCAUGCAGACACAGUGGAGUGUCUCGGUGCUAUCGGAGGAGGAGGAGGGGUUCUCCUCUCCAGUCUCUCACCUCACGCUGGGAGCUUUUCUCUCUCAUGCUCCAGCCUCCCAGUAACCAGCCUGGGAUUGCUGCAUGACUGGCAGCGGCACAGGGAGAAGCAGCCGGUCAGACACAGCGUGUUUCUGGGGGAGAGGAGAGGCAACGGUCGAGCUUCCUCGGUUCUGCAGGACUGUGUUGUUCCCCGGAAUGGACGUUUCGCAGGCCGGUGUUGUUUUCGGGUGCAGCGGGUAUCAGAGAGCAGCAUCCAGCCGCCAGCCCCUCACCGCUACCGGAUCUCACAGGCUGAUCUGUGCCAUGCAUCCGCAGUGAGGGAUGAUGGAGCCUCCAGCCUGGGCUCAGCAUGUCCCCGAGUUAUUAUCCACAUGAUUUUUGCAUGUGUUUAUAUUCGUUUCCUGCAGAUUAUCAGUGAUCUGUAGUAUUUUCUUUUGUGUGCAAAGCAUCAUCCCCACCACAGUGGCGGGGAUGCCUCUCCAGUGAUGGCUUCUGUCAUCCAGCCUCCCUCCUCGAAAAACAUCUGGAUCUCGGGCUGAGCCGUCAUGGACAGCGGGAGCCGACCUGCGACGGUCGGGGACGGUGCAGCCAAUUUCACAGCAUCGAACUUGUGGCUGGAUCUGCUGAACGCGUCUGGCCGGUGGGACGGCGGAAGCAUCCCGGCCGCCGAGCCCCAGGGCGGCGGGCUGGACGAGCAGCAGCAGCGGCUCAUCCGGGAGCAGAGCUACCGGGACUUCACCACCGCCAUCCAGGUGUUCAUCCUCCUGGGUUCGCUGCUCGGAAACGCCACCGUGUUGUGGUGCACCAGCUGCACGAGCGUCUUCAAAUCCGUGACCAAUCGCUUCAUCAAGAACCUGGCAUGCUCCGGUAUCUGUGCCGGCCUGGUGUGCGUCCCCUUCGACGUGGCCCUGGGAGCCAGCCCCCGCUGCUGCUGGUGGCUUCACACGCUGCUGCUCUGCAAGGCCGUCAAGUUCCUCCACAGACUCUUCUGCUCGGCCACCGUGCUCAGCUUCAGCGCCAUCGCACUCGACAGAUACUACUCUGUGCUGUACCCGUUGGAGAGGAAGAUCUCCGACGCGAGGUCCAGAGAUCUGGUCAUCUACAUCUGGGUCCACGCGGUGGUGGCCAGCCUGCCGGUGUUUGCAGUGACCAACGUGACGGAUGUGUACGUCACCUCCUCCUGCUCAGAGGACCACGCCCGCUCGCUGGGCCACAUGGUGUAUGUGUUGAUCUACAACGUCACCACAGUGAUCCUCCCGCUCGCCCUGGUCUUCGUCUUCAUGCUGCUGAUCCGCCGAGCGCUCAGUGCUAGCCAGAAGAAGAAGGUGAUCAUCGCGGCUCUGCGGACGCCACAGAACAGCAUCUCCAUCCCGUACGUGUCCCAGCGAGAGUCCGAGCUACACGCCACCUUGCUGGCUGUGGUGCUAGCCUUCUCCGCCUGCAGCGCCCCCUAUGGGGCCUUGGUGGUUUAUCGCACCAUUCUGGCCGACACCAAGGAGCUGCCCAUCUCACUGUAUCUCACGGCCCUGUGGCUCCCCAAGGUGUCUCUGCUCACCAACCCCCUCUUGUUCCUGACUGUGAACCGCUCCGCGCGUCAGAGCUGGAUGGAGCUGCUGGCCAGGAUUCACAGACGUUACAGCCGCAGGAACGUGGUCAGCACCGGGGGUCUGGCCUCUUUAUCGGCGGAGGGCGUGAUCGGAGAGCCUGUGGGACUUGAUGCAGCCGGCCGCUCUGGGAGCCAACUUCUGGAGAUGUUCAACAUUGGCCAGCAGCAGAUCUACAGACCCUCUGAGGAAGAGGAGGAUGUAGGGAAUGAGAUUCCUUCUCAAGGAUCAGGAAACUGCUGUGGGCCACAAGAGGACCUCAACAGCCGGGCGAGACUAGGGAGCCUCAGAGGGGAGGGGACCACCAAAAAGGACCCUAUGCUGGGCACAGUGGGAGGACUGGUCAUCACCAAAGAGGGAUCUCCUGCAAUCAUAGCCCCACGGAGCUCUCCGGUCCACACGUGUGCUUACGCCUCUUCAUCGCAGGUGGCGCCAGCGACGCCAACAGAAGCUGAGGACUCUUCCCAGUUUGGCUUCGGACCGUUUGAGCUGCCUCCUCAGUGGUUACCUGAGACCAGGAACAGUAAGAAGAGGCUGCUGCCUCCACUGGGCAACACGCCCGAGGAGCUGAUCCAGACCAAGCUGCCCAGACCUCGGCCUGAGCGCAGAAUCAGCAGAAACAAUAAGGUCAGCACCAUCUCCACUGUGGACCAGUGAAGAAGCCCUGCUGGGUGAGAAGCUUGCGUUCAUUUGGGCAACUUCAACCUUCUAGACUGGUUUCCAUUUUAUUCUCCAAUGCAGACAUUUUGGUUUUCCACUUCACUGCCCAGAACUUUCGACGCCCGAGGCAACGCAGUUUUCUUUUUGGACAGAAAUCAAUUUGACAUAAAACAUUUACAACGCAGACUUCCCGAGCCCCCGGGCCGAGCCGGCUCCAUAAUGAAGGACCUCGACAAUGAUGACAUGAUUGAGAGCAGAUAUUGUUUUUCAAUCUCCCUCUUUUGAUUAGAGCUGGCAUCAGUGGUUCAAUGAAGAUUUUGUAAAAUAGGUACAUGCCGUGAUUGCACUCUGUAAAAAAAACAAGAAAAAAAGAUUAUCUUCAGUAUUUGGGAUUGACUUUUAUUCUGAAAUCUCACUUUUGGAAUAUUUGCAUUAUCUUUUGAAUGUGGUAGACGUCACUGUUGUCAUUUGUAUUUUAAAUGUAAGUGGAUUUGAUAAAACAAUGCAGAUGUACAGUAUGCAAAUACACAUUAUAAAGAAUGUUCCGAGUUGA
Platichthys flesus (European flounder) is the source of this 2932-nucleotide messenger RNA. It is a transcript of the gene gpr176, whose product is annotated as G protein-coupled receptor 176. The record is from RefSeq and is a predicted model, not a curated record. Gene Ontology annotation, molecular function: G protein-coupled receptor activity. Gene Ontology annotation, cellular component: plasma membrane. The transcript is spliced from 3 exons. Bases 661 to 2376 code for a protein of 571 amino acids. Gene Ontology annotation, biological process: G protein-coupled receptor signaling pathway. NCBI's taxonomy places the organism in Eukaryota, Metazoa, Chordata, Actinopteri, Pleuronectiformes, Pleuronectidae.